ACAGAACAACUAACUUUCAUGAUAAUGAUGAACUAAACAAGUCUGAUUCUAAACGACGACGAACAGCUAACACAAAAACUCGUCCAAACACUUUACCAUCUUCAAAUGUUAAUAUGCAUAAAAAUGUUAGGCAAGCCUCCAUGCCUAUCACAUCUGAUAUCUCGAUUAUUCAAGCAGAAAAUAGUUUUCUAUGGAAUUUAUUUGAUCAUCACUCUCAUCAAAAUGCUUCCAAUCCAUUAACUACAUCAUAUGGCAGCAUAAUUGAUUACUGUGGUAGCCAACAAACAACACCCCAACUGGAUGUUGAACAAGCAUCACCUCAAUUGAAUGUUGAACUAACAUCGCCCCACCCGAUUAUUGUAGAUGAUCACAACUUAGUUUUGUACAUCUCAAGUAUUUUACAAGAAUUUGACUUUUCUAAUGUGUCCUCUCGAAGAAAAGAAUGCAAGUCUAUGCACAUUGGAAAUGAACUUUUUGGGUAA
This is a messenger RNA of Cetraspora pellucida, 482 nucleotides long. The record is from the annotation of a GenBank genome assembly. Lineage: Eukaryota; Fungi; Glomeromycota; Glomeromycetes; Diversisporales; Gigasporaceae.